This is a messenger RNA of Aspergillus wentii DTO 134E9, 2380 nucleotides long. Its product is annotated as putative FAD monooxygenase. The record is from RefSeq and is a predicted model, not a curated record. Gene Ontology annotation, molecular function: FAD binding. The transcript is spliced from 3 exons. NCBI's taxonomy places the organism in Eukaryota, Fungi, Ascomycota, Eurotiomycetes, Eurotiales, Aspergillaceae. Bases 323 to 2224 code for a protein of 633 amino acids.
CAGUUGCAUCCCAAAUCCUCCAGUAUUCGCAGGAGCAUUCUUUUUUCUGGGUCUGCAAUGCAAUUGGCUCUGGCCAGUGCUCAUCAAUAUUGGCUCCCCCUUCUCCACGAUCCAGCCGACUAUGAAUGCCGUAGUGGUUCUCCGAGCUGCAAGCAGGUUGCAGCUUGGUCGGCCCGUCAGGGUAUAUAUAUGAGGCGAGUUUGUCUCUUGUCCUGCUCUUUUUUUUACCAUGCUAUCACGGGUGAUGCUUUGAUAUAUCCAUCUUUAUUAUAUUCCAAUUUAUAUAUUUAUUUAACUAUUCCCUGAUCACCGUCAAAACAGCAUGGCACACCAACAGGAAAAGUAUGACAUAGUCAUCGUGGGCGCCGGCCCCGUUGGCAUUCUGUUGUCGCUCUGUAUGUCCAGAUGGGGUUACAAGGUCAAGCACAUUGACAACCGUCCUGUCCCCACUGCCACUGGUCGCGCCGAUGGUAUUCAGCCUCGCUCCACGGAGAUCCUCCGCAAUCUUGGCUUGAAGCGCCAGAUUAUGGCCUACCACCCCGCUAAGGUCUACGACGUCGCUUUCUGGGACCCUCUCGCUGAGGGCAAGGGUAUCCACCGCACAGGCAGCUGGCCCAGUUGCCCUCGCUUUAUCGAUACUAGAUACCCCUUCACUACUCUGGUUCACCAGGGUAAGAUCGAGAAAGUGUUUAUCGAUGAGAUCGAAAAGGCCGGAACCACCGUCGAGCGACCCUGGACCAUUCACGGAUUUAAGAACGAUGGCGCAGACGAGACCUACCCCGUUGAAGUGCAGCUCAAGUCCAUUGAUACCAAUGUGAUCGAGACUGUCCGUACAAAGUACCUCUUCAGUGGCGAGGGUGCCCGCAGUUUUGUCCGACAGCAGUUGGGCAUUCAGAUUCACCACAAGGACCCUAUCGCAUAUGUGUGGGGUGUUAUGGACGGUGUUGUGAGAACCGACUUCCCUGAUAUCGAGACAAAAUGCACCAUCCACUCCGACGCCGGUUCGAUCAUGGUCAUUCCCCGUGAAGACAACAUGGUCCGUCUCUACGUCCAGAUUGCCUCGUCCUCGGACCCCGACUGGAACCCUAGAAAGACCGCCACCGCCGAAGAAGUCCAGAAUGUCGCAAAGAAGAUCCUCAAGCCCUACUAUUUGGAGUGGGACCGUGUUGAAUGGUACUCUGUUUACCCCAUAGGACAGGGUAUCUCCGAGAAGUACACCUUGGAUGAGCGCGUUUUCAUGGGUGGUGAUGCCUGCCACACCCACAGCCCCAAGGCUGGACAGGGAAUGAACACUGCUUUCCACGACGCAUUGAAUAUGGCCUGGAAGAUCCACGCUGUCGAAUCUGGAUUGGCCAACCGUUCUAUUCUGAGCACCUACGAGAGCGAGCGCAAGGACGUCGCCGAGACCUUGCUCAACUUCGACUCGAAAUACGCCGCCCUGUUCUCCAAGCGCCGUCCUAAUGCUGGUGAGGUCGGAUCUGCCAGCCACCACACUGUCCAGGCUGGAGGUGAAGAGGAUGAGUUUGUCAAGACCUUCAAGUCUUCUUGCGAGUUCACCAGUGGAUACGGUGUUGCCUACAAGCCCAACGUCUUCAACUGGGACGCUAGCCACCCCGCCCAGUCUCCUCUGUUCAACGUCCCCAACGUGAGACUGACACCGGGACGUGCUUUCACUCCCUCCACUGUCACCCGACUUGCGGACUCCAACUUUGUGGCCCUGGAACAGGAGGUGCCGGCCAACGGAGCGUUCCGUAUCUUCGUCUUCGCCGGAAAGCAGUUGAGCACCAAGAAGGCGAUUGCGGACUUUGCUGCCAACCUGGAGAAGGAGCGCUCGUUCCUCUCUGCCUACCGCCGAUCCGACAAGGCGUCCUUCUUUGAGCAUCACCACCCUCACUCCAAGCUGUUCACCCUCUGCGUGGUGUAUGCUGGAGAGAAGAACAAGAUCGACAUCGAUGCUGUGCCCCAGGUCAUCCGCGAUUACCACCACCACAUCUACGCCGACGACCUCCCCGACGUCCGGGUUCCCAACGCAACCUUCGCUGCCCACGAGAAGCUGGGCUUCGACCCCGAGAAGGGAGGUGUUGUCGUCACUCGUCCCGACAGUCAUGUCGCCUGUACCGUGCAGCUUGUGGAAGGCAGCGGCACUGUGGAUGCACUGAACGCAUACUUUGGCGCAUUCACCACAAAGCCUUUGGGUCAGGACCAGCAGCAGAGCCGUCUGUAGGGAACGGAUGAGAUAGAAUUGGAUUUUGUACUAUUUUAGAGCUGUUUUGCUUCGAUGUAUAUGAUUCUUUUUGGUCUUUUGGCUCGCUCAUUAAGAGCGAUGAUGGCCUCAGCAUAUUUGGCGUUGUAUAUCAAAUGCAUUUACUAUUCUGAUUGA